AUGAUGUCGAACAAGGCGAAAUCGGUGACGAUGCUCACGAAGGGCAUCGAGAUGCUGUUCAAGGCGAACAAGGUCGACUACGCAGUCGGGCACGGCACGCUGACUGGGCCCAACUCCGUGAAGGUAGCUCUCAACGCCGGUGGUGAGCAGGUUAUAGAGGCCAAAAACAUAAUGUUGGCCACAGGCUCCGAGGUAAUGAGCCUGCCUGGCAUCGAGCUGGACGAGAAGGGUCGUCGGAUCGUCUCCAGCACCGGAGCGCUCGAGCUGGACAAGGUGCCAGAGAGGCUGACCGUCAUCGGCGGCGGCGUCAUUGGCUUGGAGCUCGGAUCCGUGUGGGCGCGGCUGGGCAGCAAGGUGACGGUCGUGGAAUUCAUGGACAGCAUCGGCGGUCUCGGCAUCGACUCGGAGGUGGCCAAGAACUUCUUGGCGAUCCUCAAGAAGCAGGGCAUGGAGUUCCAGCUGAAGACGAAGGUGACUGGCGUCAAGAAGGUCGACGGGGUGGUGGAGGUCAGCACGGAGCCCGCGGCCGGCGGGGAGACUUCGGUAGACAAGUCCGACGUGGUCUUGGUGUGCGUCGGCCGGCGGCAGUUCAUGGACAACCUCGGCCUGGAGUCCAUCGGCGUUGAGAUGGAUGGCAAGAAGGUGAAGGUGGACCACAACUACAUGACGAACGUGCCCGGCGUCUACGCGAUCGGCGACAUUGUCCAGGGCCCCAUGCUCGCACACAAGGCGGAGGACGAGGGUGCCCUCCUGUCGGAAUACCUGGCGACCGGAAAGUCGCCGCACCUGGAUUACAACACGGUGCCCUCCGUGAUCUACACGUACCCGGAGGUGGCUUGGGUGGGCAAGACAGAGGAGCAGCUCAAGGCCGAGGGCGUCGCGUACAAGAAGGGUAAGUUCGUCUUCGGUGCCAAUUCCCGCGCCAAGUGCGUGGCCGAGGAGGCCGGCUUUGUGAAGGUGCUGGCCGACAAGGCGACUGACAAGCUGCUGGGCGUUCACAUUGUCAACGCCCUGGCCGGCGAGCUGAUCGCCGAGGCAUGCGUGGGCAUCGAGUACGGCGCUGCCUCCGAGGACCUGGCCCGCGUCUGCCACGCCCACCCGACGCUGUCCGAGGCGCUCAAGGGGGCGGCGCAGAUGACGGCAUUCGGCAAGGUGCUGCCGCACACCACGCUCAUCCCGAACAUCAAUCUCCGCAACAUGAUCGAGUCGCUGACGCAGCGGAUGCCCGCCCUGCAGCGCCAGCAGCUGCGGCAGCUGCGCGAGAGGCAGGACCUGGAGGCCAUCCUGGCGGCGCUGGCCGAAGGUCAGGAGAAGGCGCUGCCCGGCGCGCCGCCGCCCGGCGCCUCGCCGCAGGCUGCGGUCGCCGGCCGCGGCGCGGGCGCACCGGCGCGCGCCUCCGAGAGCUCACGGGGCCCGCGGCGGGGGGCGGAGACGAACCCGUUCCGGCGGAUGCUGGCGGAGAAGGAGCACGUCCGGGCCGCGUUCGAACCGGGCUGGGAGGCCGCUUCGCGCCAGCCGCCGGCGCCAAACUGGGCCGCGCCGCCGCCCGCGCGCGCAGCGCGCUCGACGUCUGCGGGUGUGCGGCGCCCGCCGGACGGCCUGAGGUGCGGCGGCGGGCCCUCCGCGGCGGCCGCCGCGCGCCGCCCCUCGCGCUCCGCCUCCCCGUUCGGCGCCGAGGGCGGGCCGCCCGCGUGGCCGGGGCCGCCGGACGCCGGGGGCGGCGGCUGGCCCUCCGCGGCGGCCGCCGCGCGCCGCCCUUUGCGCUCGGCCUCCCCGUUCGGCGCCGAGGGCGCGCAGCCGUCCGCGGCGUGGCCGGGGCCGCCUCGCGGCGCGCAGGCCGCUGGGCCGGUGCAGUGGGUGACGUUUGGGGCUGGCCCGGAUCGCAGCGGGCGGCGGGGCCCGCCCCGUGGCCGGCGGGGCCAGCGCUGCAGCCGCAGUGGCAGCGCGGCGCCGCCGCGGGCGGCGGCAGCCCCUCGCGGCAGCCGCAGGUGCCGCGGCGAGCGCUGGACUUGUCGGAAGUGGCGGCGGCAUCGCCGACGUCUGGGAAGGCGAGGGAGGACCGACGGCUGCCGUGGGUGCGCCCCCGCACGGGAGCGGCGUUCGGUCUCGCCGGCGCCGCAGGAGAGGGCCGCGCCGCCGCGUUCCCGGCGUCCAACGACGAGGGCGUGCGCCGUGCGCUGCUGCCGCAGCGGCAGGAGGCGUGCGGCGGGGCCUCGCCCGCGGCGUGCGCGCGGUGGCAGCAGCGGCACUGGAACCUGUAGGGGGGCGGCGCCCGGCGGGGGCCGCCCCGGGCCCGACGCUGAAGAUGGCUCGGCCCGGCCAUUCCCUACGUCUCGUCCGCCUCCCCGGUUCAAGGAGUGGCGAAGCGUCUCGGCUUGCUUUUAUUCUCUUGCAUAGGGUGUCUAGAGCUCAGACAACUUUAUUCUCUUGCACAGGGUGUCUAGACCAUGGCACGCGUGCCACUUGUUUAUAAGGCCCACAACAGGAGAUGCUGAGGACCUUUUCUGGAGUGCACGAAAGGUUAUCAUAGCAUUGCUGGCCGAG
Molecule: messenger RNA, 2544 nt
Organism: Prorocentrum cordatum
Lineage: Eukaryota; Dinophyceae; Prorocentrales; Prorocentraceae
Source: the annotation of a GenBank genome assembly